This is a messenger RNA of Hyalella azteca, 3934 nucleotides long. RefSeq lists its product as uncharacterized. Gene Ontology annotation, biological process: translation; nucleobase-containing compound metabolic process. NCBI's taxonomy places the organism in Eukaryota, Metazoa, Arthropoda, Malacostraca, Amphipoda, Hyalellidae. The record is from RefSeq and is a predicted model, not a curated record. Gene Ontology annotation, molecular function: structural constituent of ribosome; mRNA binding.
ACAUAGAUGACACCAUCAACUUGGAUGACUCAGAAUGGCUACCACCAACAACAAAAAAACAAGCUAUGGUAGUUCCAGAUGAUGAUUACGUGGAAAUAGUUGGAGAGUAUGUGCCACCCAGACCUCAACGCCGCAGUGCACGCACAGUUCAUGCUCAAGUCCUUGACGUGCCUCUCAUUGUUGAAUGUAAACAACCUGAUGGACCUGAUGAACAUGUGUUGGAGCUUUCAACUGGCAAACGUGUAGCAAUUACUAAUUCCUUAACAAAUGCGGAGUCUUCAGAAGUCAACAAAGCUUCAGGGUCUUCUCAUCAACCCACUGAAUCUGAAGACUUUGUACCCUUGAGUUCUGGUGCCCCAUUAAAACUAAGACGACCAAGACUUGUUGCUUCCGAUGAACUCGUGGAGUUCAUUCCUGUAGCUCAAGUUAAACUGAAAUGCUCAAAACUUGUAAAACAUAAAGAUUCAUUGUGCCUUGAUUCUCAUGUUCCGGUUAAAGGUGAACUUAAAUCAACAGACAAAACUACUGUCACAAAGAAACCAAAAUUGCCCGGUGAGGCCUUUGAACAUUCUGAUGAUCUAAAAACUGAGCACUAUCUAAAAGAAUUCAAUAAUAACGAUGGUUCAUCCUCAUCAAGGAUGUUGAAAAUUGCCAAUAAGCUACCAAUCAUUGAUGCACUUAAGCAUGAGCAUGAAUGUGACGGUGAUGACUCACCAGAAAUGCCCCUUUUAAAAAUGGAGCCAGCUUCGGAGAACAAUCCAACUAACGUAGAAGCGGAGUUAAAAUUGUACAAAACUGAACAAGUGGGUGAGACAGGGGAUUACGGCAGAAAAAGUGAAGCUUGCAGUCGAAAAAAUGAACUUGUCAUUUCAGAAUCUGCAGGUGGAAGCAGGCUUCACAAUCAGGAAAGUGGUCCAUACAAUCGAGGAAGAGGGCCUUACUAUCAAGGGAAUAGGCCUUACAAUCAAGGGCAUAGGCCUUACAAUGAAGGAAGUAGGUCUUACCAUCAAGAAAGGGGGCCUCGCAAUCAAGACAGCGGGCCUUACAAUCAAGACAGCGGGCCAUACAAUCAAGGAAGUGGACCUUACAAUCAAGGAAGUGGACCUUACAAUCAAGACAGCGGGCCUUACAAUCAAGGAAGUGGGCCUUACCAUCAAGAAAGUGGGCCUCACAAUCUAGCAAGUGGACUUUACAAUCAAGGAAGUGGGCCCUUCAAUCAAGGAAGUGGUUCUUACAAUCGAGGAAGUGGUUCUUGCAAUCAAAGAAGUGGGCCUUUCAAUCAAGGAAAUGGGCUUUUCAAUCAAGGUAAUUGGCUUUACAAUAAUGGUAGAUGUCAUUUUAAUAAAAGCGGUCCAUUCUAUAAUGAAAGCCACCCGCCCAGUCGUGGGAUUGGUGUAUCUACUCACGCAAAGGCCCCAAUUACUAGCAAAUACAAGGAGGCUUUACCGGAACUAGAGACGUUUAAUGCUGAGUUUUCCAUCAUGUCUCUUGACAUGUCAACUUCUUCGGAGUUUUCUCCUGCUAAGACAAAGCCUUCUUCAUCUUGUGCUGAGCUGAAAUCAUGUAUUCCUGGCGCAGAGUCAAGCAGACAAAGUUCUUCCUGUGAAAAGCAGAGUGUCAAGAAAACAAAAUCUCCAACAAAUAUUUCUUGUAAUUGGGAUCCUGCCCAGGUGAUAUCAUCGCGGCAAGGAAUAGAUGUUAACCACGCUCGAGAAAUCAUCAGGUUAGUGGACCAAGAGUGUACGUUGCCAUUCAUAGCACGAUACAGGCGAGAGAAAACUGGCGACUUGGAGAUCGGAAAACUUCGCGAGGUUUUGAGCUCCUAUGAGCAGCUGAAAGAAGUAAAGCUGAAGGUGUCGAAAAUUGUUUCUGCANUGAGUGCAAGUCUACGGACCACAGGCAAGGGAACUUUUGCUAAUCGAGCUCGUAAGGCAGGGUUGGCGCCUGCUGCAGAAGAGCUUCUUCGUAACCGAGACGCCGUAGCCACUAGAAAUGAACUCCAGAAGUGGGUGGUUCCAGGGAUGCAAGGACGCGGCACCAUCGACGAUGUUGAGUCCGGCAUCAAGUACAUCAUUGCUGAUAUCAUCAGUAAAAAUGCAAAGAUGUUGGAAGAGAUGAAAACUUGGUUGAAAAGAAGCAGUGUGAAGCUAGUCUCUAGUCCUUCUCGCAAAGUUCUAUCCAAGUUGAAGAAGUCACCCCUGAAGCCUAAGAAGGUUCUUGCCAAGCGCAAAAGUUUGGGUGGCACUGCAGCCACGAAGAAAGGCGACUCUGCCCUGUCGGAUGACGUGAUCCAAAAAUACAAGCAGUACUUCGAAUUUAGCUUGGUGGCCUGGCGAGUGGCUUCUCAUGCUAUCUGCGCCAUAAACAGAGGCGAGCAGCAAGGCGUGUUGACCGUGAAAGUGGUGCCCCCAGACGAAGCCUACCACCGGUUUUGUUCGCACGUUCACCGAAAUUUUCUUGGAUCCACAAACCGUAACCUUGGACAUGGAUACGGAGAGUCCUACGGGGUGCGCUUGUUACUGGACACCCUGCAGGAUUGUUGGGAUAGACUGGUGUCGCCAAGCCUGAAAUUGUGGGUGCGAAGUGAGCUAAGUGACACGGCAGAACUCUCUUCUAUUGAAGUCUUCGUGACGAACGUACGCCACCUUCUUCUAACUCCACCCGUCAGAGCAAACACUGUCCUCGCCAUCGACCCUGGCUUUGCCAAAGGAUGCAAAGUUGCUGUCGUUGAACGCAAAGGACGAGUAUUGGCUGUUGACACAAUAUUUCCCUUCGCGGCGCCUCGAAACGAAGCUGCGGCACAAACUCUCGUCAGACUCGUCUCCGAGUAUCUCUGCGAAGUCAUUGCCAUCGGCAACGGUACAGCAUGCAGAGAAACUGAGGCGUGGCUGAGCAAGCUUAUCAGCGAAGAAGCUUUUGGUGCACUGAAUGUUCAGUACACAAUUAUUAACGAGUCUGGUGCUUCUCAGUAUUCGAUUACGAACGAGGCAAGCGCUGAGUUCCCUGGCAUGGACAUUAACCACAUCAGUGCCGUGUCUCUGGCUCGUCGAUUGCAGGACCCCCUCCUUGAGUACGUUGUUAAAAUAGUCCCUCAAACCUUGAGGCAGCGCGCUAAAAGCAAUCUUGCACCUCUUUGCCCAUUGGACUCCACGACAGUGCAUCCCGAGUCAUAUGAAUCUGCAAAGUCGCUCAUUUCUUUGGCGUCACUCGAUAUUAUCAAUAUUGGCGACCAUGAAUUCAUUCAUGCACUCAAAAAUUUCAUGGCACGACAUAGUUUACUUGAAAUAAGUGAGAAAUGUAACUGUUCCGAAUCUUCACUUAAAACCAUCUUGGAGAGUUUAUACCAGCCUUUGGACUUCGACUUCAGGGCACAAUUUCAUAAGCCUAUUUUCCGGAAAGGAGUCACUAAUAGGGCUGAUCUAAAAACAGGUCAACUCUUAACUGGAAGUGUGAGGAACGUGACAACCUUCGGCGUGUUUGUUGAUAUCGGCGUUGGCCAAGAUGGCUUGAUUCACACUCGUAAUCUGAACGGCUCCCGCUUGCAGGUUGGAAACGUCGUCCAAGUAUCGGUCAUCAAUGUAAACACCAGCCGCGGACGUAUCGGCCUAAAGUUGAUCACAAUCGUUAGCUAAAUUUUCGAUACACUGAUGCACUUCUGUUCUGCAUUAUGCUUGUGUUCUGCAUUAUGCUUGUUUUUGUUAUGAUGAAUCAUUGGGUGACCGGUUGGAAUCUCCGUUUAUUGUUUAAUUUUUCUUAGGUUGCAUUCUAACGUAAAAUAUUACGAUUUAUCCACUUGCAAAGAAGCUUUUUGAGGUGAUAUUAGCAAUUAAAAAAACAUUGUUUUAGCUCAGUAUUAUAGAGCCUUGAUUGUUCAGUUCAAAGAAUGAUAAAGCAGCAUUAGCUUCAUUUACGUAGAUAAGAUGAAAUCUGAUCU